AUGCCAGGAGGUUUUCAGGUUAUGGUAGAUCUAAUGGCUACUGCUGCUGAUUAUGGAGAACCCGAAGGUUUUGAAGAUGGUGAAUUACCAGAAGAUGGGGAGAUCUGUGAUGAUGAUGACGAACCAAUGCGAGGUGAAACCGAGACCGGACAGUCAAGCCCGAAUCAAAGUGCUUCUAUAAUCGAUCAAUCAGGCACAGCUGGUACAUCUCCUUCCUCGAAAGCUAAUCGAACGCCGAAGGACACCACCGGACCGGCGGAAGAUGGUGCAAAGCCGUCACCAAGUACUUGGGCGAGUAAGUUAGCUGCUGCUGGAGAGAAAAUCGGCGACGUUUUUGGAUACGGUUCUGAAGAUAAGGAUUAUCGAUUUGAAGAGGAACCGAGCGGUGACUUUGAUUAUCGCCAAGGAGCGGGUCACGUUGGUAGGAGGCGCCGUCACUCUCCCUCACAGGAUGAAUGGGAUCCUCGUGCUCCGAAACGUCCUUAUGGUGGUCGAGGAUUUCGCGGAUUUCGACCCAAGCCACGAUGGGCAACAGAACAUCAGAUUUGCAAGUUUUUCCGUGAGGGCUACUGCAGGGAUGGAGAUAACUGCGCAUAUUCGCAUCAGGCUGAAGACUCACUUCGUCGGCCUGAACUGUGCAAAUUUUACCAACAAGGAUUCUGUAAAAAGGGCCUAACCUGUCUUUUAUUGCACGGAGAAUUCCCGUGCAAAGCAUUUCACAAGGGAGAGUGCAGUCGCGAUCCAUGCCACUUCAGUCACGUACCGUUAACGGAUUACACUCGGCCACUUUUCGAACGAAUGUGCCAAGAGGAUGAAAUGUACGCCAGUCGAGCAAUGGGAAACCACCACAUGGCACCUAUGAAGCGACGUGUUCUUCUUCCUCAAGGACCAGCUGGUCCACAACAAGUAGUCCCUCCGGUAACGUCGGCGGCUCCAACAAUUCACGCUGCAAUCCCUCAACAACCUGCGAACGGUGGGCCACUAGCACCACCUUCUGUCGUCGUGCCUACACUGGGUGGAGCCGUCGGGCCCACUCCACCCCCAUUCCCUGCAAUGCCUCCUAGAUUGCCGUACUAUACUCCUCCAGCAGCCGUGUCGUCGCCACUUUUCGAUGAGAAAGGGCCAGCUGUUUCAACAGCAGCUCCAAUGAGUAACCAGCCAGCAGCGAACGCUGUUCCAUCCGCUCAAUUCAAUAUAAGCCAAAUGUUGGCGCAAAUAGCUGGUGAUCCUAUAAUCGAUGAGGAGAGUCCAGCUAGUCCACCUAUGUGCAGCGGCUCCGCCGACGCAAUGGUUCGGCAGAUUCCUGAAGGCAAUGUUGUAGCAUGGCGGCUUCUUCCUGUAGACGCACCUCCCGCUUAUUCAGGGAUUAAUCCUGGAUUAUCCGUCACGAGCCAGGAUCCGCGAAUGAAUCGCGUUAUCUCGUCGCAAUUUGAUGCCGUUUCUUCGUUGAUAGCCGCAACCCCCCAAGCCACUACGGGUUCUCCAGCCAGUCGGACAGAUAUGAGGUUCCGAUCAGAAGAACGACGAUCUAGUGAGGAAAGGCCGCGCGCCUCAUCAUGGAUGCCACAAAUGGCUUGA
This is a messenger RNA of Cooperia oncophora, 1578 nucleotides long. The record is from the annotation of a GenBank genome assembly. NCBI's taxonomy places the organism in Eukaryota, Metazoa, Nematoda, Chromadorea, Rhabditida, Trichostrongylidae.